Salpingoeca rosetta is the source of this 291-nucleotide messenger RNA. RefSeq lists its product as uncharacterized. The transcript is spliced from 2 exons. The record is from RefSeq and is a predicted model, not a curated record. Bases 1 to 291 code for a protein of 96 amino acids. NCBI's taxonomy places the organism in Eukaryota, Choanoflagellata, Craspedida, Salpingoecidae.
AUGGAACCCAUGUCUGCACACGUCCAGGAGCUCAUGGACAAGGUGGAUGAGCACAAUGCCAAGCGCGCGUACAAGCGCCGCGACAGCGUGUCGGAGCUGCUGCGCCAGUCCCCGCCCCUGCUCAUCACCAUCUAUCGACAGGACGACACCUGCGUCAAGUCAAGCAGCAUCGACGACAGCGACAUCUUCAGCUCCAGGAGUCAGAGCCCGUCUUCCCCUCCAUUGGAGCAUCUCUCGCGCUCUCCAAGCCCACCGCCCGCGGCAACGGCGCCAGUCCCACUCAUGCCCUGA